AUGAUGGUAAAGGAAUUAUCUAAAAAGUAUGCCAACAUUACCCAUGAUGCAAUAUCUAUUUACAAAUCACUGUGCAUCGAAUGUCAGCGUAAACGUAAGCCACCAACAACCAAAGGGACUGUUGUUCGACCUAUUCUGACAAAGAACUUUGGCUCCAGAUCACAAGUUGACCUUGUAGACAUGCAGGCGAUGAAGCAAGGCAACUAUAAGUGGAUAAUGGUCUACCAAGAUCAUCUUACAAAGUUCUGUGUAUUGAGACCUCUCACAUCAAAACGUGCUGCAGAAGUUGCGUAUCAGCUGUUCGAUAUUUUUCUUUUACUUGGUGCACCGGAAAUUCUACAAAGUGACAACGGAUCGGAGUUUACUGCUUGUGUUAUUACAGAACUUAAACUGCUUUGGCCUGAUCUCGUAAUGGUUCAUGGAAAACCUAGACAUCCUCAGAGCCAGGGGUCAGUUGAACGAGCAAACUGUGAUAUUAAAGAUAUGUUGGUAGCCUGGUUGAGUGAUAAUAAUACAACAGACUGGACAGUUGGUUUAAAAUUUGUGCAGUUUCAAAAAAACUCUAGCUACCAUUCUGGCAUUAGAAGGUCACCAUUUGCUGCAUUGUUUGGAUCCGAUGCAAAAGUAGGACUGACAACUUCAGCUCUUCCACAUGAUGUAAUUCACCGUCUCCAAAUUACUGCUGAACCACCUGCUGUCGAAUCAGUUACUGCUGAACCACCUGCUGUCGAACCAGUUACUGCUGAACCACCUGCUGUCGAACCAGUUACUGCUGAACCACCUGCUGUCGAACGUCGGGAACAAUUUAACGAUUCCGAUACCAAUGGUGGAUAG
Macrobrachium nipponense is the source of this 834-nucleotide messenger RNA. Its product is annotated as KRAB-A domain-containing protein 2-like. Gene Ontology annotation, molecular function: nucleic acid binding. NCBI's taxonomy places the organism in Eukaryota, Metazoa, Arthropoda, Malacostraca, Decapoda, Palaemonidae. The transcript has 2 exons. The record is from RefSeq and is a predicted model, not a curated record. Bases 1 to 834 code for a protein of 277 amino acids. Gene Ontology annotation, biological process: DNA integration.